AUGGCAAUUAACUACCUGAUUCUUCUGUCGCGGCAAGGCAAAGUGCGCCUAGCAAAAUGGUUCAUCACUCUGUCACCUAAAGACAAGGCCAAAAUCAUCAAAGAUGUUUCACAACUCGUCCUCUCCCGGCGCACUCGAAUGUGUAACUUUCUUGAGUACAAAGAUUCUAAGGUAGUCUACCGACGAUACGCCUCCUUGUUUUUUAUCGCCGGAUGUUCGUCGACAGACAACGAGCUUAUCACCCUUGAAAUCGUCCAUCGAUAUGUCGAACAAAUGGACAAGUACUAUGGCAAUGUCUGCGAAUUAGACAUCAUCUUCAAUUUUCAAAAGGCGUAUUUUAUAUUAGACGAGCUGCUGCUUGCUGGAGAAUUGCAGGAAAGCAGCAAGAAGAAUGUUCUGCGGUGCAUCAGCCAGCAGGACAGUCUGGAAGAUAUGGAGCUUACAGACGCCCUACAUAAUCAGUUCCUACCUUUAAGCGAGUUCGAAGACGUGACGAACGCGCUCAAUUUUGAUACUCCUGAUUGUCACGUUGUUGGAGGAUGCGAUCUUUACACGACAAAGGCCGCCGGCGGCGAUAAGAAGUUGUAUAAAAACAUCGAGAACUCUUUGGAGUCGCAAUACGAAUCACUUCUUCGACUUUCGGCCUCACUUUCACCUCCCCACGCAUCGAGCGCUGCCGCGUCGCUAAACUUGUCGCGUUCGAGCCCGUUUGGCCCGCUUAGUGAGCACUCAAGCCGGCGAACCUUUGCGUACCUCAUCGCUACUCUAAACGCGAGCCAUCCCGAUUAUGAUUUCUCCCACUUAUUACGGCCCUCAGAUUUCCGUCGCGAGAAGAGCUUGAAAAAGGUCAUGAACUCGAUUGAUGCUACUUUAUUCAAUCUUCGCCCGCAAAUGGCAAAAGAUGUUACGCCGCCUACGCCCUUAACCAGUUCCCCACGCGCCCCCACGAGCGCGCAUUCCUGGGGACCCAGAAUGUGGAAAGUAAUUGAUGAGCAAAUGUCCUUACAGGAAUGUGGCAUCUAUUGUUACUGUCCCGAAGACGACCCUUACGAUGGCGACGACGCGUCGAUAUGGAGUUUGAAUUACUUCUUUUUCAACAAAACACGGAAACGCGUCUGUUAUAUUUACCUUCGCGGAAUUAGCGUUCUCAGUCGUCUAGCAGAUGGAACUGCAACGCCCAUCACAACUAAAAGAAACGUCGAUGAUGGAUACCUAACCCCAGAUUUAGGCGCGCGAAAACGUGCCAGAUAUUGGUUGGGCGAUCGAGCGCUUCCCGAGGCUGAAGCUCUAAGUAGCGACGACGAUGACGAGGAAGUCGAGAUAUCAUCCAGCCCCUCUCGGCCUCUUGUAGACGAGAACGGAGAGUAUACUCUGAGUGAUGAAGAAGAGCGCUCAAGGUCGGGCAGCAAAGCCACCGUUGUUAGAACAAUGAGCGAAGAGGUGGCCGAUUCCAUGGAGUUUUGA
This is a messenger RNA of Ophidiomyces ophidiicola, 1464 nucleotides long. RefSeq names its product RNA polymerase III-inhibiting protein maf1 (gene MAF1). Gene Ontology annotation, cellular component: nucleus; AP-1 adaptor complex. The transcript has 5 exons. Gene Ontology annotation, biological process: vesicle-mediated transport; negative regulation of transcription by RNA polymerase III. NCBI's taxonomy places the organism in Eukaryota, Fungi, Ascomycota, Eurotiomycetes, Onygenales, Onygenaceae. The coding region runs from base 1 to 1464 and encodes 487 amino acids. The record is from RefSeq and is a predicted model, not a curated record. Gene Ontology annotation, molecular function: clathrin-cargo adaptor activity; RNA polymerase III core binding.